Suillus plorans is the source of this 1287-nucleotide messenger RNA. RefSeq names its product zinc iron permease. The transcript has 8 exons. Lineage: Eukaryota; Fungi; Basidiomycota; Agaricomycetes; Boletales; Suillaceae. Bases 1 to 1287 code for a protein of 428 amino acids. Gene Ontology annotation, biological process: zinc ion transmembrane transport. Gene Ontology annotation, cellular component: plasma membrane. Gene Ontology annotation, molecular function: zinc ion transmembrane transporter activity. The record is from RefSeq and is a predicted model, not a curated record.
AUGUAUUCAAAUGUAGAACUCGUAGGUUCGCGCAUCAGCGCAAUAUGCAUUAUUUUUGUUGUAUCUCUUGUCGCAUCAUCAUUUCCUUUGCUCUCAAAGCGCCUCACGUUUCUUCAAAUACCUCGCAUCGUCUUUUUUAUUGGAAAACACUUUGGAACAGGUGUCAUCCUGUCCACAGCGUUCGUUCAUCUCCUCCAAGACUCCUUCGAGGCUUUGAACAACCCAAUUCUACGCUCGCAGUCGAAGAUAGGGGAUUUUACUGGUCUCAUCGUAUUGGCCUCGCUUUUGUCUAUCUUCUUGAUUGAAUAUGUAUCCACUUCAUACGUGGACCGGCUCCAUUCAUACGGUUCACCGACACCAUCUCCACGAUCGGCUACCCCGAUAACUGCAUCGACACCCAUCUCUACGACACCUACCCGUCGCGUCGAUACGCCUAAGCCACUGGAAAGCUCUGCUUCCCAAUCUGAGCGCACGCAUCUCGUACAUUCUUAUUCUCCACAAAGCCCUCGACGUACGCGAUCGUUCUCGUAUGGGUCUACGAGUCAGUCGCACAGGCACGAUUCCUACUUCUUCGAAGGACAUCAUAGACACGAGGCUAGGUGCUCUCAUGAUACGCACCAUGAACGCGGAUUCAAGUUGUCGUCAUCAUAUGACCCAGAAGAAUUGGAACAGGGUAUCGUGGCUGACAUAGUUCAUGACCGGGUGCUGCAUGCUGAGCAUGGGCAUUCACAUACGCUAGAUUCUGAAUUAAAGGAAGUUCAAGUUGGAAAGAAAAGGCAGAUUGUCGGCAUUCUCGUGUUGCAAUUAGGCAUCAUGAUACAUUCUGUCAUUAUAGGUCUAACGUUAGCGAUCACUCAGGGCCCCGAGUUUGCGUCACUCCUCGUGGCUAUUAUUUUUCACCAGCUUUUUGAGGGGCUAUCGCUCGGCAUUCGGAUAGCAUCUCUUCCUUCGUCGGACGAUGGAGGCACUAAAUAUAUGGCCAUUUUACGAUCUACCCUUAUCGUGCUUUUUGCAGUUACCAACCCUGUUGGCAUUGUAAUUGGUCUUUUGGCAUUCAGGCGGGGUCAUGACGUCGGUACGUACCACUCCACAGUGGAAAUGCUCCUCAUUCAAGGAAUCAUGUCUGCAAUUUCCGCAGGGAUGUUGAUGUACGCCGCAUGUGUCGAGAUGCUUGCGGGAGACUUCGUAAUGGACCCGAUUUUGUGGCGCAGCGAGCUUUGGAAACAGACACUUGCGUUGGUAAGCUUGGGCGCAGGAGUUGUGGCUAUGGCACUCGUGGGGAUGUGA